AUGACAUCAAAUCCAGACAUGAACAUUGUUAUGUCGUUUCUUCCCUACAUGAAGUUAUUAAAUGAGGAGCAGAAAUUAGAAUUUCACCUUAACAGCCUUCAAUAUUUAAAACAUAUUAUAAAAAAUCCAAAUAAACCCGUACUACAUGAACCACAACUUCAGUAUCCCAUUCCAGCUGCUCCUUUAAAUUUUAAUAAUUAUACAAUGAACCAAAAUACAUCUUCUAACUUGCAAUAUAAUUCCAGGCCAUACUUAAAUGCUCAACCAUACUCAUAUUCAACUUAUACACAACCUAAUUAUCCUCAUAAUUCAUCGUCCUCUUAUUUAGAUCACACUGUCCAAUACACACCCACGCCUACGUCAUCGUCACAACCAUCACCAUCAAACCAGAAGCAAUAA
Molecule: messenger RNA, 399 nt
Organism: Macrosiphum euphorbiae (potato aphid)
Lineage: Eukaryota; Metazoa; Arthropoda; Insecta; Hemiptera; Aphididae
Source: the annotation of a GenBank genome assembly